CUCUCAACAUACGCAAACCCCGCAUCUCACAAUAAUUCCCUCCUUCUCCUCUAUAAUAAUUAUUAUUAUUAUUUUAACUUGGAGAGAGAGGGAGAGAGAGGGAGAGAGAGAUGGUGUUUACAACCAGUUGCUGCCUAAAUGUCUCACCUACUUCAAAAGCGCCUCAAGUUGCAUGGAAGAAGAAUGAAUUAGAAUCAUGGAGAUCAUCGAACAGCCCGUGUGUUCUAAUAGGCAUGGCUUCAGCUUCCAUGAUAAUCGGAUUAGAAAUUAGCAACGUGUCAGUGAUCUUCGACCAAACCCAUAUUGCCACCAAUGAAUACACGUCUUCGUCGUCGACGACGUUGGUCGUAGCCGAAUCGAACGGCCGCAGGAAGGCCGCCACGAAAUGGAGCGAUAAACGAAGUUGCCCAGCUUGGCGAGUGAAUUCUCUGGAGACCAUUGUGCCUGAGAACCUCCCCCGCCCGUCGGCUCGCAGGAGAUGGGAGGCAAUUGGGUAUGAUUCGAAGACUGCUCCUCCCGUUCAAGUUGAUGUCGGCAAAACUAUCAGCAGCCCCAACUGCUUUUCAAUGUAACCAAUUAAAUUUAUUACAAUGUGAAUUAAUGUGUCACACCACAUUAUAAAUGUAAUAAUAUUGUAUAUAUAUAUAUAAUGGAAACUAUA
Molecule: messenger RNA, 661 nt
Organism: Juglans regia (Persian walnut)
Lineage: Eukaryota; Viridiplantae; Streptophyta; Magnoliopsida; Fagales; Juglandaceae
Exons: 2
Coding region: 111-572 (153 amino acids)
Source: RefSeq, a predicted model, not a curated record